UGUAAUCCCCUGUAGUCCAGCAGCAUCCUCCCGCCCUCGCGCUUUUUUGGCUCAAGGGCAAAUCGAGGUGCGUCUGUCCCGAUGAGCAACAGCUGAAGACAGCGCGGGCUCCUCUCCUCUUACCGCGGCUCGGGACUUUUCCACUGUGGGAUGAAAACGAAAAAGCCGCUUAAAUGGAAGGAGAGAAAACAACUUAUGUGUCGCACCUAGGAGAAGGUUAAAAAUGUGCAACAUAAGGUGAUUAGACCUCCGGUGUUUGUGUAGGAGUCAGUUUGAGCGUUAAACUUUGCUUUGGAGUGUUUGUCCACAAUGAAGCGGAAUAAGCCUUGAAGAAAAGACAUGGAUUUUGCACGGAGGGUUUGGCUGUGGUUUUUACUGCAACUUCAAGAACUUUACUCUGAAAAUGAUGCUGUAAAUCUCAGAGUUUCAUACCUGUAAGUAAAUUCUUGUACAGGAGAAUCAGGAUGAAAAGAUGGCAGCCAUGCUGUUACCAACGGGUCCUGAUGGCUUGCGGCGGUUCACUCGCGAAUCCUUGGCUGCCUUGGAGCAGCGGAUUGUGGAGGAGCGGGCCAAGAACGCCAAGGGUUGCCAGGAGACUCAAAAGAACGCAGAGCCGCCCAAACCCCGGGCCGACCUGGAGGCAGGCAAGCAGCUGCCGCGCAUCUACGGCGAAAUCCCCCCAGACCUCAUUGGAGUGCCGCUGGAAGACAUUGAUCCAUUUUAUUACAAGAACCAGAGGACGUUUAUAGUACUCAACAAAGGAAAAGCCAUCUUCAGAUUCAGUGCCACAUCUGCACUUUACAUAUUUACUCCAUUUCACCUGAUCAGAUCAAUUUCCAUCAAAAUCUUAGUCCAUUCAUUGUUUAGCUUGUUCAUAAUGUUCACCAUACUGACCAACUGUUUCUUCAUGGCCAUGUCAGACCCAGCACAAUGGACCAAGUAUCUGGAGUACACUUUUACUGCCAUUUACACUUUCGAGUCAGCGAUCAAGAUAUUAGCGAGAGGAUUCUGCAUAGUGCCGUUUACGUUCCUGAGAGACCCAUGGAACUGGCUGGACUUCUCGGUCAUUGUCAUGGCAUAUGUGACCGAGUUUGUAGAUCUUGGAAAUGUCUCUGCUUUAAGAACCUUCAGAGUUCUACGAGCACUAAAGACUAUCUCAGUUAUCCCAGGCCUGAAGACUAUCGUUGGCGCUUUGAUCCAGUCUGUGAAGAAACUGGCAGACGUGAUGAUCCUGACUGUCUUCUGCCUCAGUGUGUUUGCCCUCAUUGGCCUGCAGCUGUUCAUGGGGCUCCUGCGACAAAAGUGCAUCCGCAGCCUCGCACACUGCAUAAACUCUUCCUACAAUCCCAACGAAACCUUCAUCUGCAACAACAGAACCUGGAGCUCCACAGAAGACUUCCUCAGCAGCGAAGAUAAUUUCUACAAAAUUGAAGGAGCAAAGGAUGCCUUAAUAUGUGGAUAUGGAAGUGAUGCAGGGAAGUGUCCAGAUGGAUUCGACUGCCUAAAAGUAGGAAGAAAUCCCAACUAUGGCUACACCAGCUUUGAUACGUUCGGCUGGGCUUUUCUGGCCCUUUUCCGUCUCAUGACACAAGACUAUUGGGAAAAACUGUUCCACCAGACCCUGAGAUCAGCAGGGAAGACCUACAUGAUUUUCUUUGUGCUGGUGAUCUUCUUGGGCUCCUUCUACCUGGUAAACUUGAUUCUGGCUGUAGUAGCCAUGGCCUAUGAGGAGCAGAAUCAGGCAACCAUUGCUGAGGCCUGGCAGAAGGAGAGGGAGUUUCAGCUGGCAAUGGAACACCUACGAAGAGAGCAAAGAUUGGCAGCAAGAAGACAAGCUCAGGAGACGGACUCUGUGUUGUCCCCAGAGUUGUCUCCUUUUUGCCUCAAAGCAGGAAGUAUACGGCGAAGCAGCAGUAGAAGAAGAAGAUCUCACAGGGCUCUGUCGGAGGAAACAGCAGAAGAAGCUGCUGAAGAGAAGUGUGACCCACCAGAGGAGCUGAUGCCUCCUCCGUCUCCUCUGCCAGCCCACCCUCUGCUGGCUACGCUCUCCUCUCACCCCCUCAGCACCAGAAGAGGAAGCCAGAUCAGCAUCUUCAGCGCUUUCCGGACGCGGAUGAACUCAGAGGCUGAUGCUGACGAUGAGUACAGUAUUCAUGGGGACGUCUUCAGGAGUCGCGCCAGCUCCAUGGCGACACCCUGGAAAAGGAGGACGGGCAGCGUUAGGAGUCACUGCUCACAGAUUUUAACCCCGAGCCUCAACGUCAACGGGCGGCUCAACGUCUCCCUGGACCAGAACGGAGUCAACUCUUUGGGCCUGCACACUCCAACAUCCAUACCUACACAUAGCAUGGAGAGGGUCAGGGAGGACACAAGGCCCAUCAGUUCAGAGGACACAGUUCCCAGACCUCCCCUCCAGCCUUCCCCCACCGUGACAGAGCCUCCUCCAGUCCACAGAAAAAGGGGCCUGAGCUCUGUCAGCUUCCUCAGUGAUGCUAUGGAUGAGCUUGAGGAGUCAAGGCAAAAGUGUCAUCCCUGCUGGUACACGUUUGCAAAGAAGUACUUGAUAUGGGUCUGCUGCCCCCAGUGGCUUAAGAUGAAGGAAUUGGUCAAGUUUAUGGUGAUGGAUCCUUUCCUGGAUUUAGGAAUCACCAUAUGCAUUGUGCUAAACACCCUUUUUAUGGCUCUGGAGCACUACCCCAUGACCGAGGAGUUCAACACCAUGCUCUCCGUGGGUAAUCUGGUAUUUACAGGAAUCUUUACAGCUGAAAUGAUCCUGAAGCUGAUUGCCCUCGAUCCAUAUUAUUACUUCCAGCAGGGGUGGAACAUCUUUGAUGGCAUUAUUGUUUGCCUUAGUCUGAUGGAGUUGGGACUUUCUAAUGUGGAGGGACUUUCUGUCCUGCGAUCAUUUAGAUUGUUAAGAGUUUUCAAGCUGGCAAAAUCCUGGCCCACUCUCAACACACUCAUAAAGAUCAUUGGCAACUCAGUGGGUGCGCUGGGAAACCUGACACUGGUCUUGGCAAUCAUCGUCUUCAUUUUCGCUGUGGUGGGCAUGCAGCUGUUUGGCAAGAACUACCAAGACUGUGUAUGUAAGAUUUCCAUUGACUGUCAGCUGCCUCGCUGGCACAUGAAGGACUUUUUCCACUCCUUUUUGAUUGUGUUUCGGGUGCUAUGUGGCGAGUGGAUCGAGACCAUGUGGGAUUGUAUGGAAGUGGCUGGGCAGCCCCUCUGCAUCCUGGUGUUCAUGCUGGUCAUGGUCAUAGGGAAUCUGGUGGUGCUGAAUCUGUUCCUGGCUCUGCUGCUCAGUUCCUUCAGUUCUGACAACCUCUCUGCUCCAGAUGAAGAUGGUGAUUUGAACAACAUUCAGGUCGCUAUCGCCCGCAUUCACAGCGGUUUCUCCUGGCUUGGCUCAAUUAUUGCCAGCAUCUUCAAUCGUGGAUUUAGGGGUCGAAAGCAGAAGGCCAAAGAGGGCAGUCAGGACAUCAAGCUGGUUGGUAAUCAUGUGGAAAGCAAUGGAGGAAUUAUUGGGAGCUACGGUGAGAAGUACAUAGUACCAGAAGAGGACAGCUACAUGACCAACCCAAACCUGACUGUGAUCGUUCCCAUCGCUCCUGGAGAGUCAGAUGUGGAGUUUCUUGAAGAGGAGGAGAUUUCAGAGUCAUCUGAUGAUGAAGACAAUAAGCCAGAGAAGAUCAGCCUGUCCGAAGGCAGCACAGUGGACCUGAGGAAGCCAGGAGAGGAGGUGGACAAUCUAUCGGUGAUGGCUGAAGAGAGUAUGGAGCCAGAAGAAUGCUUCCCAGAAUUUUGCAUGAGGCACUGUCAGUGCUGUGACAUUGACAACAGCCAAGGUCUGGGCCAGGUCUGGUGGAGGCUGAGAAAGACCUGCUAUCAGAUUGUGGAGCACAGCUGGUUUGAGACGUUUAUCAUCUUCAUGAUCCUGCUCAGCAGUGGGGCUCUGGCGUUUGAAGAUAUCUACAUUGAGAAGAGAAAGGUCAUUAAGGUGGUGUUGGAAUACGCCGACAAGAUCUUUUCUUACAUUUUUGUGCUGGAGAUGUUCCUCAAGUGGACUGCAUAUGGCUUUAAGAAAUACUUCACCAACUACUGGUGCUGGCUUGACUUUCUUAUCGUGGAUAUUGCCACAGACCGCUCUAUUGUUAGGGUGUCCUUAAUAAGCCUGGUAGCUAACUCGCUGGGAUAUUCUGACUUUGCUGCUAUCAAAUCCCUGAGAACUCUGCGGGCUCUUAGACCUCUUAGAGCAUUGUCCAGAUUUGAGGGCAUGCGGGUGGUUGUGAACGCGCUCAUAGGAGCCAUCCCUUCCAUUAUGAACGUGCUGCUUGUGUGUCUUAUCUUCUGGCUCAUCUUCAGCAUCAUGGGCGUCAACUUGUUCGCAGGCAAGUUCGGCAAGUGCGUGAACAGGACUGGGUUCAUCCACAGCGUGUCUGUAGUCAACAACAAGUCUGAGUGCCUCUCCAUAAACGACACGCAGUUCUACUGGACAAAGGUGAAGGUCAACUUCGACAACGUGGGACUCGGAUACCUUUCCCUUCUCCAAGUGGCCACAUUUAAAGGAUGGAUGGAGAUCAUGUAUGCAGCUGUUGACUCAAGAGGAGUGGAGGAACAACCUGUCAGGGAAAUCAACCUCUACAUGUACAUUUAUUUUGUUGUGUUCAUCAUUUUUGGCUCCUUCUUCACUCUCAAUCUUUUCAUCGGUGUCAUUAUUGACAAUUUCAACCAACAGAAACGAAAGAUAAGUGGUCAGGAUAUUUUCAUGACUGAAGAACAGAAGAAGUAUUACAAUGCGAUGAAAAAGUUAGGAUCAAAGAAGCCGCAGAAGCCAAUACCAAGGCCUGCGAACGUUGUCCAAGCUUUCUUCUUCGACCUUGUGUCCCAACAAGCCUUCGACAUCAUGAUCAUGAUGCUCAUCAUCGUCAACAUGGUGACCAUGAUGGUGGAAACCGAUGAGCAGUCAGCGCGCAUGGAGUCAAUUCUCAACAAGAUUAACCUGGUCUUUAUCGUGAUAUUCACCACCGAAUGCCUGAUUAAGAUUUUCGCCCUCCGCUGUUACUUCUUCACAGUCGCUUGGAACAUCUUUGAUUUUGUGGUGAUAAUUCUCUCUAUUGUUGGCAUUGUUCUUGCAGACAUCAUUGAGAAGUAUUUUGUAUCUCCCACCCUGUUUCGAGUCAUCAGACUGGCAAGGAUUGGACGUGUACUUCGACUUAUACGUGCAGCCAAAGGAAUAAGGACUUUACUGUUUGCCUUAAUGAUGUCCAUGCCAGCUCUGUUCAACAUUGGCCUCCUGCUCUUCCUCGUCAUGUUCAUCUAUGCGAUCUUUGGUAUGGCGAACUUUGCCUACGUGAAAAAACAAGAUGGGAUUGAUGACAUGUUCAACUUUGAGACCUUUGGGAAUAGUAUGAUCUGCCUUUUUCAGAUCAGCACAUCCGCAGGCUGGGAUAACCUCCUGAGCCCCAUCAUGUCCAGCUCCCCUGACGAGUGUGACGUUAACUUUGUCAAUACUGGCACUAACACUCGGGGAAACUGUGGCAGCCCCUCGGUGGGCAUCGCUUUCUUUGUCAGUUACAUAAUCAUUUCUUUUCUCAUUGUGGUGAACAUGUACAUAGCUAUCAUUCUAGAGAAUUUUAGCGUUGCCACAGAGGAAAGUACGGAGCCUCUGAGUGAGGAUGACUUUGAGAUGUUUUACGAGGUUUGGGAGAAGUUUGAUUCCGAAGCCACACAGUUCAUUGAGUUCUCCAUGCUGUCGAACUUCGCUGACAAUCUGUCGGAGCCACUGCGCAUAGCCAGGCCCAAUAUGUCCAAGCUCAUAUCAAUGGACCUCCCCAUGGUCAGCGGGGACAGGAUUCACUGCUUGGACAUCCUGUUUGCCUUCACAAAACGAGUCCUGGGUGAGUCCGGAGAAAUGGACGCACUCAAACAGCAGAUGGAGGAGAAGUUCAUGAUAGCAAACCCCUCUAAGAUUUCCCACGAACCCAUCACUUCCACGCUGCGUCACAAACUGGAGGAGGUGUCUGCCAUCGUCAUCCAGAGGUGUUACAGAAGGCAUCUGGUUCGCCGGCAGGUGAAGCAGGCAUCGUACCUUUAUAGACAAAUAAAUUACGAGACUGUGGUGGAUGUGGAGAAUGCUCCAGAAACAGAAGGGCUGAUAGCCUCCAUGAUACAGCACUAUGGGCCAGUGGGGGAAGAGACAGCAGAGGACCCUCUAAUGUCCCUACCACCAUCCUACGACAGUGUGACCAGAGCGACCAGCGACCUCUCUGAGGUCGCCAGAUCAAUAGCCAGAGAAUCUGAACUUGAGGUGUCCGGUGAAAACUACGAGGAAACGUUUCUUUGAGACUUAAUUGUUUGGCUGUGACAGUGGCUGUGUCAUUUUGUUUGUUGUUGUUUACAGCUGAGAAUACAAAGCAAAAUAACUCACAAUCUAACAAAUGAAUUAACAUUAAUUAGCAGACAAGAAGGAAAAAAAUGUAUGCAGUGAUGUUUAUUAAGUCACAACCCUGUUUACACUGAAUAAUAUGAAAUGAAACAGGUUUCAACCCCAUCUAAAGAAUUAAAACUUGUCAGCAAGUUUGAUAACAUGAUAUAUUAUUAUACCUCAAAAUAGCUGUUACCUGCAGCUUUAUAAGGACAAAGGUCAAAUGUCUCAUAAUACUUAUUAAUAGGUACGUGUUGCAGCUCAACAUAUUUUGCAGAACAAUUUCAACAAAUGCAGUGGGGUUCAAAAGAAAGAUUGUUGUCUUUUAAGUGAUGUUGAGAGAUGUUGAUUAUCCUUAAAUUGAUAACUAGCACACUAGUUAUUCCUUGAACACUUGUACAGCUGAAUUUGUAUUACAGUAGGAGCAAAACAUCUUUCUUUAGACCUGAGGACAUAAGUGACAUCUGUGUAAUGCUAACAAGUGGAAGAUAAAGAACAUACAAUAGCACCUUUUGUAUCAGAUCACCCAAAUUUUACAUGAGCACAGGUUUUAAUGUACAUAAAAAUAUUUAUUUCCAUUGUUCAACAUAACUGAAUUCUGGCCUUCCAAAUGGUCUAAUUUGAGAAGAAUAAGAAUAAAAAUAAGAAAACCUUUAAUAGUCCCACAGUGAAAUUGCGUCACACAACGGCACAAUACGGAGAAGAAAAUAAAAUACAGCAGCAAGAAUUAACACAGUAUAACAAAAAAAUUGAAAUCUUCUAUUUAUUUUUUGCAGUAGCUUUGUCACAUCUCUCAGUGCUAUUUGCCUUUUUAUGAACUGAAUUAUUACAAUAACACAGAAAGCACAGUUAGUAAUGCAAGUCAGGUUUAGUGAAUUACAGCUGCUCAUGCACGCUUUUUAAAUUUUGGUGAUCGGACACAAAAGGUGCCACAUUACGUUUAAUGCCUCUAGAGGUAUAGAUAAAAAUAAAAUAAAAGAUGAAAAUCCAAAUUAAAAUACAUGUUUUGAUCCUGUCUCAGUCUGCAGCUCAGUGCCAGUCCAGUACUUUUGUAAGAGACUGUACCUGCACUUUGGCUGAAUGAAGGUGCUUUGUAGCGCAGGUGAUAGGACUCAGAGCUGCUGCUGUGUAUCACUUUUACAACAUAUUUGAACGUGAAUCUCGCCUGGAAAAAGCACAAGCACAGAUUUGACAGUUGACUUCAAGACAGUCUGUAAUAAUCCCUGAAUUAUGUGCCUGAUAUUAAUCAUUGUCCGCACACGUCUCUGAUUCUCUCUAGACCAUAAUAAUCUAAUCUGAUGGAUGAGGAUUAAAUUGGAUGAAUGCAUUUGUAAUUAACAUUGUAAAGAGCUUUGAGGCUGUGUAAUGUAUGUAAAGGUAAUUUUUACUUAUUUUUUGUAAGGUAUUUAUAUUGAAGAGGCCAUUUCAGUGACUCAUGAUAACAUUGAUGAGCAAAUUAUAGAAAGAUACUGUGUUCAUUUUUAUAUAAAAGACCUUCCUUGACAACCUGAUGUCUGUAUUGCACUUAGGUUAAGCACUUCAUCAACUGUUUUACUGAAUCUUAAUAAAAGCUUUU
Betta splendens (Siamese fighting fish) is the source of this 8000-nucleotide messenger RNA. RefSeq names its product sodium channel protein type 4 subunit alpha B-like. NCBI's taxonomy places the organism in Eukaryota, Metazoa, Chordata, Actinopteri, Anabantiformes, Osphronemidae. Gene Ontology annotation, cellular component: plasma membrane; voltage-gated sodium channel complex; axon. Gene Ontology annotation, biological process: membrane depolarization during action potential; neuronal action potential; sodium ion transmembrane transport. Gene Ontology annotation, molecular function: voltage-gated sodium channel activity; protein binding. The record is from RefSeq and is a predicted model, not a curated record. The transcript is spliced from 28 exons. Bases 473 to 6343 code for a protein of 1956 amino acids.